AUGCUGUUUCUGCAACUUCCAUUGUUCCUGGUUUUCCUCCCAGGUGGUGACAAUGAAGAAGGCUUCCAGGAGUCUAUCUCCUUCAAACUCAUUGCGAUCUCAUUAUUUUACAACCAUUCCUGCACACAAAAUCUGGGCUCAAGCUGGUUGGGAGAGUUUCAGAUGCAAGUUUGGGACAGCAGAUUUGGCACUUUUGUUUACCUGUGGCCUUUGUCCAAGGGCAACUUUAGCAAUGAGGAGUUGAUGGAACUGCAAAAGUUAUUUCAUUUGUACUUCAUUAGACUUGCUCAUGUAUUUCACAACCAUGUCAUUCAAUGGAAGCUCAAAUAUCCCUUUGAGAUACAGGAGGCAGGAGGCUGUGGGCUGCACCAUGGUGAAGUGAGGGUUGCUUAUCGAGGAUCGGAGUUGCUGAGCUUUCAGAACAAUUCAUGGUUGCCCUCUCCAAAGGGUGGAACAAGGGCUCAGCUUAUCAGCGUACUACUCGAUUUGAAGUGAGUCACCUUGGAAAUAAUACAUAGGACACUCAGUGACACCUGCCCAUGUUUCCUCUUGGGUCUUCUUGAUGCGGGGAAGGCAGAUCUCCAGAGACAAGGUCAACCAGAGGCCUGGCUGUCUCUUGGCCGCAGUCUUGGUCCUGGCCAUCUGAUGCUGUUUUGUCACAUCUCUGGCUUCUACCCAAAGCCUAUUUGGGUGAUGUGGAUGCAGGGUGAGUAGGAGCAGCAGGGCACUCAGAGAAGUGACAUCCUGCCUAAUCUUCGGAUUUCCUUGGAUGUGGCAGCUGGAGAGGUGUCUGGCCUGAGUUACUGGGUGAAGCAUAGCAGCUUAGGCGGUCAGGACAUCAUCCUUUACUGGUGCACAGGACAGCACAGCUCCGUGGGCUGGAUCUUCUUGGCAGUGAUUGUGUCCCUGGUGCUCCUGACAGGUCUUGCAUUUUGGCAUAGGAAGUGCUGUUCUCCUGCUCCCAAUGCCCUUCCUUCUUAUCCCUCAAUUCUCACCUGCAUCAGUGAAGCGAUGGAAGUCACCUGUACAGUGACUUCCAUCGCUGUUCUUAGCAGGACACACUGUGACUCUCCAAGUGCUCCUAUCCCCUUGGAAUGA
Sus scrofa (pig) is the source of this 1098-nucleotide messenger RNA. Lineage: Eukaryota; Metazoa; Chordata; Mammalia; Artiodactyla; Suidae. The record is from RefSeq and is a predicted model, not a curated record.